Amphimedon queenslandica is the source of this 1065-nucleotide messenger RNA. RefSeq lists its product as uncharacterized. The transcript has a single exon. Lineage: Eukaryota; Metazoa; Porifera; Demospongiae; Haplosclerida; Niphatidae. The coding region runs from base 1 to 1065 and encodes 354 amino acids. The record is from RefSeq and is a predicted model, not a curated record. Gene Ontology annotation, biological process: adenylate cyclase-activating G protein-coupled receptor signaling pathway; cell surface receptor signaling pathway. Gene Ontology annotation, molecular function: G protein-coupled receptor activity. Gene Ontology annotation, cellular component: plasma membrane.
AUGUCCAACAGCAAUGAGAGCAAUGAAACAGAUGGGCCUGACCUUUCUUGUUUUGAUGUCUUUAGUGAUCCUCGAUACACAGCACUGGCCGUGAUGAACAUUGUAUUCUCCAUAUCCUCUAUCUUGUGUCUGCUAGUGGCAAUAUCAAUCAUUGUCCUCUUUAAGAAAUAUGUGCACUUCAGUCAAAAGCUCAUCCUUUAUCUCUGUAUUGCAAGUCUUUUCUAUGCAGUCUCUAAUUGCUUCAACGUGACGCCUCCUGAUGUAGCGACUAAUACAGCAUCAAGGGGCUACUGUGUUGUGAUGGGGUUUCUUGAUCAGACUGUGUACUGGUGGAUGAUAAAUUGUGUUGCAAUCAUCAUGAUUGAUGUAUUCAUUCGUGUUGCAUUUGAGAGAGACACACAAAAGUACAAAAUACCAUACAUCAUUGGGAUACUAGUUCCUCCACUAGUAAUCUCAUGGAUACCAUUCCUUUAUUUAUCAUACGGCCCGGCUGGCAUCUUCUGCUGGAUAAGAAAUAAAAAUUACGAGGAUUGUUCUACAUUUGAUAUUGGGAACUACUUCAGAUUCUCCGUGUACUACAUACCCUUUUACUUCCUUAUGCUGGUCCUAGCAGUCCUUCUGGCCCUCUCCUUGUGUAUAGCACGUAGGAAGAGAAAGCAAUGGAUAACAGGAAACUUGGGGAAAGAGACAAAAGAGCUGCAAAAGAAAAUAGCAUCUGAGAUACGUCCCCUGUUAGGGUAUCCCAUCCUAUUCAUGAUCAUAAGCAUAUUCCCACUCAUCUCAAGGAUAUAUGAUGCCACAGAACCAGACGAGGGUGACGUCUUCUAUUACAUUUUAUUUGUAUUGCUGGUGACAUUUUAUCGCUUGAUUGGUGUCACUGUGUCCCUCAUAUUUGUCCUCGAUCAAGAAACAAGGAAGCACCUUAAUAAGAAAGAAAUCAGAGCAGCUUACAUGAGAUGGCGCGGGCUAGAAAAAAGGCAUGUCACCUCAUACAAAUUCAAAGUAGGCCAAAGUGACUCUUUCAUUGACAAAAGCACUGCCAUGACAGAGGAAAAUAAACAAUAA